Messenger RNA from Salvelinus sp. IW2-2015, 2258 nucleotides. RefSeq names its product nuclear receptor subfamily 4 group A member 1-like. Gene Ontology annotation, biological process: cellular response to corticotropin-releasing hormone stimulus; regulation of transcription by RNA polymerase II. Gene Ontology annotation, cellular component: nucleus; transcription regulator complex. The record is from RefSeq and is a predicted model, not a curated record. Gene Ontology annotation, molecular function: RNA polymerase II cis-regulatory region sequence-specific DNA binding; zinc ion binding; nuclear receptor activity. Lineage: Eukaryota; Metazoa; Chordata; Actinopteri; Salmoniformes; Salmonidae.
AUGAAUAAUGUCCCCCCACAUGGAGCUCAGCCUUAUGAGAACAGCCUCUACAACUCAGAAUCUCUGAGCCUGGACCUUACCUCCAGGUUAGCUAUGGAUGUGAGUAGUCAUGCGGACCAGCUCUCUGCCCCUUCCCUGACUAGCAUCAACUCCCUGGUGGGCACUUACGCUGGUGAGUUUAAUGCCUGUCAGAUUGCCACAGCUCCUACCACCGCCUCGGACCCUGAGCCGCUCUUCAAAAUGGAUGACUUCCAGGUUUACGGCUGCUACCCUGGCACCUUGGCCCUGAGCUACUUCGACGAAGCCCUGUCUUCUGGUGGCUCUGACUUUUUCGGCAGCCCUGUGUCAGCCCAGUCUCCCUGUACUCCAGGUUUCCAGACCCAGCCUGCGUCAGUUUGGGACUCGGCCUUCGGUCCAUACUCUCCCAACCCGGGCAGCUGGGUGGCUGAUAAGACUGCAUUAACACAGCCACCCUCUUUCUUCACCUUCUGUCCCGGCUCAGUGGAGGAUCUGUCUCCUCUUGGCCAGCCACAGCCCCAGCUGGCUGAGCAAGACCCCUUCUCUCUGGGCCAGCAGCACCCCUCCCCCCUGUCCUUCUCCCCUCUAACCCAGGAUCCAGGCACCCUAGAUGUCUCAGGCCUCAUUGAAGGGAGAAUGUCUGCGAAACCGCACAGCCCUACUGAAAACGAGGGUCUCUGUGCUGUUUGUGGGGACAACGCCUCCUGCCAGCACUAUGGGGUUCGCACAUGUGAGGGCUGCAAAGGUUUUUUCAAGCGUACUGUACAGAAAAAAUCUAAAUACGUGUGCCUUGCCAACAAGGACUGUCCAGUUGACAAGCGGCGACGGAACCGCUGUCAAUUCUGUCGUUUCCAGAAGUGCCUGGCAGUAGGCAUGGUGAAAGAAGUUGUGAGAACAGAUAGCUUAAAAGGUCGAAGAGGUCGUCUGCCCUCCAAGCCAAAAGCAGUCCAGUGCCUAUCGUCUGCUGUGUCUCGAGUCGACAUCAUUGCCUCUCUUGUGAGAGAAUACAUUGAAUCAAACUCUGGUGUUGGGAAACUGGACUACUCCAAGUACCAGGAGACUGUGGCCAGUCUGUCAGAGAAAGAGGACACUUGUGACAUCAAACAGUUCUACAACCUCCUCACGGAGUCCAUGGACGUGAUCAGAAAGUGGUCUGAGAGCAUCCCUGGGUUCACCUCCUUCUGCUCCGAGGACCAGGAGCUGCUACUGGAGUCAGCCUUCUUAGAACUGUUCAUCUUGCGACUAGCAUACAGGUCCAACCCUGAGACGGACAAGCUGAUCUUCUGCAAUGGCAUGGUGCUUCACCGGAUGCAGUGUAUACGGGGCUUCGGUGACUGGAUAGACUCCAUCAUGAACUUCUCCCAGAGCCUCCACCGCAUGAACCUGGAUGUGUCAUCCUUCUCCUGCCUCACAACUCUGGUCAUAAUCACUGACCGCCACGGCCUGAAGGAUCCAAAGCGGGUGGAGGAGUUCCAGAGCCAGCUAAUCACCUGUCUCAGAGAUCACGUCUCCAGCUGCGCCCCCGACACCACUGGGCCCAACUACCUCUCCCGCCUUCUGGGAAAACUGCCCGAGCUACGGACUCUCUGCACCCAGGGCCUGCAACGCAUCUUCUAUCUCAAGCUUGAGGACUUGGUCCCACCACCCCCCAUAGUUGACAGAAUGACCAUGGAUGUUCUGCCUUUAUGAGAGCGAGAAAAGACAAUACCGACUGUGCACUUGUGCUGCUAAAGGGAAGAUAAAGGGACGUCAAAUGAUCAAGCGGUCUCAGUGUUGAGUAGGGACAAAUUAAGGAAACUAUACUCCCAAAGAUUUCACGUGAAAGUACUGAAUUAUACUGUAAGACUUAAAAAGGUAUGAAGCUAUUCAAGCACUAUCGUACUUGAGGAAAAAUUGGCCUCUCUCGUUCAUUAGCAAUGGCUGUAGUAUGGUGAUGAAAAUGUGUUAUCAUUGAAAUAGUUUUCCUUGUUUUAGUGCAGUAUUUCAGACUUAUGGCUUUGAGUGUGCACUAACUGUUAGUGUGCCACCAAUGAUCCACAACUAAAAUGGUUGACAGUGGUCAACUGUGGGAGGUGAGGUGGACGUGGUUCAUUUACACACAGCUUCAGUAGUGUAAUGGAGAGGGAAUAUCUACAGAAUAGUUGUUUUAUACAUACAUAAUUCUAUUUUUAUAUCAAUUUAGAAAACAAACAAACAGACCUUGUGGGAGAUCUGUUAGAUGACUGAUGUGAUGUAGUUGU